AGUCUCUUCCUGGCCUCCACCACAAUCGUAGUCAGACAUGUCUAGCCUCCAGGCGCUGUGCUCCGGCCUGCCCCUGAAGCCCCUCCCGGAGAACCGGGGACGCUGGGCUGGGGUGCCCCAUGCCCCAGUCAGGAUCCCGGGCCUCAGCCCUGUGGAGGAGCAGCUGGCCCUGAGGAAUGCCCUGCGCUACUUCUCCCCGAGCGUCCAGGAGCUGCUGGCCCCAGAAUUUGCCCAGGAGCUGCGGCUGUACGGCCACAUCUACAUGUACCGGUUCUGCCCCAGUAUUGAGAUGAGGGCCUAUCCGAUCGAGCAGUACCCCUGCCGGACGAAAGCGGCCGCAGCCAUCAUGCACAUGAUCAUGAACAACCUGGAUCCUGCUGUGGCCCAGUUUCCGCAGGAACUGGUGACCUACGGAGGAAACGGGCAGGUGUUCAGCAACUGGGCCCAGUUCUGGCUGACGAUGUCCUACCUGUCAAGGAUGACGGAAGAGCAGACUCUGGUCAUGUACAGUGGGCAUCCACUCGGCCUCUUCCCCAGCAGCCCUGGCGCCCCACGGCUGGUCAUCACCAACGGGAUGGUCAUUCCUAACUACUCCUCCAGGACAGAGUACGAGAAGCUCUUUGCCUUGGGAGUCACAAUGUAUGGCCAGAUGACAGCAGGCAGCUACUGCUACAUCGGUCCCCAAGGCAUCGUCCAUGGCACUGUGCUUACUGUGUUGAACGCUGCCCGUCGGUACCUAGGCGUCGAGGACUUGGCCGGGAAGGUCUUUGUCACCUCUGGGCUCGGUGGGAUGAGUGGGGCCCAGGCCAAGGCCGCAGUCAUAGUGGGGUGCAUUGGUGUGAUAGCGGAGGUGGAUAAAGCCGCCCUGGAGAAACGCCACAAGCAAGGUUGGCUGAUGGAGGUGGCCGACAGCUUGGACCACUGCAUUGAGAGACUCAGGGAAGCAAGGAGAAAAAAGGAGGUGCUCAGCCUUGGUUACCAUGGCAACGUGGUGGAUCUUUGGGAGCGCCUGGUUCAUGAACUGGAGGCGACAGGGGAGUGCUUGGUGGACCUCGGGUCAGACCAGACCUCCUGCCACCACCCAUUCAACGGGGGUUACUACCCUGUGCAGCUCGGCUUCACGGAGGCCCAGAGGCUCAUGGCUUCUAAUCCUGCUGCAUUCAAGGACCUUGUCCAGGAAAGCUUGAGGAGGCAAGUCUCAGCCAUCAACAGGUUGGCCAAGGAGAACUUUUUCUUUUGGGACUAUGGCAAUGCCUUCCUCUUGGAGGCCCAGAGAGCAGGAGCAGACGUGGAGAAGAAGGGGGCCGGUAAGACAGAGUUCCGCUACCCUUCCUACGUCCAGCACAUUAUGGGGGACAUAUUCUCCCAGGGAUUCGGGCCUUUCCGCUGGGUAUGCACAUCAGGGGACCCCCAGGACCUGGCAGUCACCGACCAGCUGGCCACGUCGGUGCUGGAGGGAGUCAUUGCUGAUGGAGUGAAGGCAUCUGUGAAGCUGCAGUACAUGGACAACAUCCGCUGGAUCCGUGAGGCUGCUAAGCACCAGCUGGUGGUGGGUUCCCAGGCAAGGAUCCUGUAUUCGGACCAGAAGGGCCGUGUGGCCAUUGCUGUGGCCAUCAACCAAGCCAUCACCCAUGGGAGGAUCAAGGCACCAGUGGUCCUGAGCCGAGACCACCAUGAUGUGAGUGGCACCGACAGCCCCUUCAGGGAGACCUCCAACAUUUACGAUGGCUCUGCCUUCUGUGCAGACAUGGCCGUGCAGAACUUUGUGGGUGACGCCUUUCGUGGAGCCACCUGGGUCGCGCUUCACAACGGAGGAGGCGUGGGCUGGGGUGAGGUCAUCAACGGGGGAUUUGGCCUUGUGCUGGACGGGACUCCGGAGGCUGAGCAGAAAGCCAGAAUGAUGCUCAGCUGGGACGUUUCCAAUGGCGUGGCACGGCGCUGCUGGUCCGGGAAUCGGAAGGCUCACGAGAUCAUCUGCCAGGCGAUGCAGGAGAACAGCCGCUUGGUGGUGACACUGCCCCACGAGUUGGGGGACGAGAGGGUGCUCCAGCAGGCCCUGCAGCUCUGA
Molecule: messenger RNA, 2068 nt
Organism: Carlito syrichta (Philippine tarsier)
Lineage: Eukaryota; Metazoa; Chordata; Mammalia; Primates; Tarsiidae
Gene: UROC1
Product: urocanate hydratase 1
Exons: 20
Coding region: 38-2068 (676 amino acids)
Biological process (GO): L-histidine catabolic process
Molecular function (GO): urocanate hydratase activity
Source: RefSeq, a predicted model, not a curated record